Closterium sp. NIES-65 is the source of this 1488-nucleotide messenger RNA. NCBI's taxonomy places the organism in Eukaryota, Viridiplantae, Streptophyta, Zygnematophyceae, Desmidiales, Closteriaceae. The record is from the annotation of a GenBank genome assembly.
AUGUUGUGGCGGGAAACGUCAUCUCAUCGUUCACUGUGGCGUGCCCUGCCCUUCCCACAAUCCGCCCCUUCAACAUCCUCCUCCUCUCCUCUCUCCCACGAGUUCCCUCCCCACUAUUUCACCCUGUCCUCCACCUAUUUCCUCUCCUCAUCUGCUGCAGCUGGAACAUCAGACUACUCCACCGCUAUCCCUCCUCCUCUCAUUUCUCCCCUCAUCGGCUCAGCAGCAGACUACUCCACCGCUAUCCCUCCUCCUCUUCUUAUUUCUGCCCUCAUCGGCGCAGCAGUAGACUACUCCGCCGCUAUCCCUCCUCUUAUUUGUCCCCUCAUAGGUGCUGUAGCAGACUACUCUGCCGCUAUCCCUCCUCUUAUUUCUCCCCUCAACGGCUCGGCAGCAGACUACUCCGCCAUUAUCCCUCCUCCUUUUAUUUCUCCCCUCAGCGGCUUAGCAACAGACUACUCCGCCCUUAUUCCUCCGCCUCUAAUACCUCUCCCCUCAUAUGCUCUGGAGCCGUCUCCUCCUCCUUAUGGCAACUUCUCUCGCCCUCCCAUCCGUCCCUCUGCUGGUCCUUCAGCUUGCACCCAAUGGCACAGAGUGGUUAUGGCGCCAUUCCUACCUCUUCCUCUGCACCUACCUCUUCUUCCUCUGACCCAUAUGAUGAUGGCCUUCGUGCUUCUAUCGCUGAAAUGUGAGCGGAUUGCAGCCACAGCCCAAGCCACUGCCGCAGCUGCUCCUAACAAUGCCGCAGCCCGUGACCCAGCUUGUGUUCUUGCUGAGUCCCUCAAGAGCACCCGCAAGGGCCUCACUAAACACCUCGUUUCCCCUUCUCCUCGCUCUGCCUCUACGCCCACUGCUUUUGCUCCAUCUCACUCUGACCUUCUCGCCAACUGGCAUGUUGCCAAUGCACGUGCCUGUCAGUCGCAGACUCCUAUCAAUGCCAUUUCCCUCUUACGCGGGCUCACCUCUCUCCGCCUCGCUGUCUUUACCACCAUGGCAGAUUACAUCGCUCGUGUCCAGACACUGUCCUCCCAACUUUGCGCUCAAAAGUUUGAACUUUCCGAUCAUGUCGGCGGUGCCCUCCUCCUCACAGGCCUCACUACUGAAUACAUUGUUCAUGUCACCCUCUAUGGUGAGUGCCCCGCCGACCAGUGGUCGUUCUCCUGUGUCUCUGCAUUUCUCCACCAAGCAAAGUUCAACAUCCGCAGCUGCCCUCCUACUACCGCUGCCCUCCUACUAAACCCCUCCACCACUGCCGCCGUUGCUUCCUCUCACCCUCGCAACACCUUUCCCCCUUGCACCUAUAGGGGCCCCGCAAGGGUUGGCAAAGGCAAUUGCAUCAUUCUCCAGGGGCCCCGCAAGGGUCAGCCUUGCGGUCGAACCAAUCAUCCCACCUCCUCCUGCUUCCAGAAGCUCACCAAUGACCGGUUCCUGGCUGACAACACUGGUCGCCCUCCCAACUGGCUCCAACUCUCUCGUCAGUGUCGCUAG